Messenger RNA from Saimiri boliviensis boliviensis (Bolivian squirrel monkey), 12540 nucleotides. NCBI's taxonomy places the organism in Eukaryota, Metazoa, Chordata, Mammalia, Primates, Cebidae. The record is from RefSeq and is a predicted model, not a curated record.
GGUCUGGACUCCUAGUGGGAAAGACAAGCGAGGCAUGGGUUGGCUCUGGAUUCAGAAAACAGCUGCUGAUUAGAUUCUGUGUCUGCGGGCUGAAUUUAUUCGGUGUUUUUCAGCAGCAGGAAUUCAAGAGGGAUGCUUCUGUUUGGGUUUCUGAUCGUGAUUUAUAUUUAUUCAGAGGAAUAACAGAGGGUGGAUCUGUUCCCGGCGCGAGCAUGCUCACAACCAGCCGACUCUCCCAUUAUCCAACUGCCUAGUUUGGUGCUUCAGUGUACAUGGCUAUUCCGUGUGCAUAUGUGUGUAUACAAACACGCAUGCAUGCCUGGAUGGACAUACGUAUGCACAGGUUAUUUUUUAAGGACAAUUCUUUCAAUAAGGUCUUUACCCCUUACUUGAAACAGGUGUUCAUGAAAAAAAUGCACAAAAUCCUGCCUGGCCGGAAUAAUUCAUGAAGAAGGGGCUGGAUCCGUGGGUCAGAGAACACAGGACCAGUUUGCCAUCCCAAGGCUGAAGGCCUCCCUCCAACACAGUUCUCCAAGCUCUAGAAAUCUCUGACACAUCUCGACCAUGAGACCACGGCUGGCUUUUGGCAGGAUCCAAGGAACAAACCCAGCAGCCUCGACCUAAUUCAUGGAGGAGCCUCGCGGGGUCCCAGCCAAGCAAGCCCGCCCCUCCGGUCGGAAGAGUGGCGCCUAGGAGGAGGGUGGCUGCCGCAGGAGUGGACAUGAAUGCUGGCUUUCAGAGAGAACAGCGUUUCAGUUUCGGUCAUCGGAAGUGGUGCCUUCAGCACAGAAGAAGAGCGUGAUUUCUCCUCCGAGGCCGUUGAUCUCCAACCCAGAACUAAAGGGGAGAAGAGGCUGGAACGGAGCCACCCCCCAGCAUCCAGCGUGGCAUCUCUCGUGCCAGGACCAGGGAUGACUGGGCCAUGGACACAUGUGUCUCCAACCUUCAACCAUUCGCAUAGCACACAGGGGACUCGUGGGGGCCACCUGCCACUGCCAGCUGAAACAAUACAAUGGCAAUACUGACAUCCUUCAUGACGUUUUCCCGACAGACAUUCAGGCGGAAAGUGCUGGUGUGUUUUCUGUCUGCAAAAUAGAGGGCCAUGCCUCACCAGUAGAAUAGCUCAGGCCCUGAUGACCUGCUCCGAGUCCACUCACAGCCAGUGACACUUGCAAAAAACUCCCAAAACCAUCUUGGGUGUGGCUUCCACAGCUCUUGACCAAUGUGGCCAAAGCUGGACACCUCCUCGGGACACUGGGAUUAUUCAUAAAUGCAGCCUGCCCUGACUCUCCCUGAAUAGCAUCUGAAGUCUCUGUGAAGGUCAUGGAUCCUGAACAAAGUGUCAAGGGCACCAAGAAGGCUGAGGGAAGUCCCCGGAAGCGGUUGACCAAGGGAGAGGCCAUUCAGACCAGUGUUCCUUCCAGCAUCCCAUACCCAGGCAGCAGCGCAGCUGCCACCCAAGAGAGCCCCGCCCAAGAGCUCCUAGCCCCGCAGCCCUUCCCGGGCCCCUCAUCGGUUCUUAGGGAAGGCUCUCAGGAGAAAACGGGCCAGCCACAGAAACCCCCCAAAAGGCCCCCCAUCGAAGCAUCCGUCCACAUCUCACAGCUUCCGCAGCACCCUCUGACACCAGCAUUCAUGUCGCCCGGCAAACCUGAACACCUCCUGGAGGGGUCCACGUGGCAAUUGGUCGACCCCAUGAGACCUGGACCAUCUGGCUCCUUUGUGGCCCCUGGGCUCCAUCCUCAGAGCCAGCUCCUUCCUUCCCAUGCUUCCAUCAUUCCUCCCGAGGACCUUCCUGGCAUCUCCAAGGUCUUUGUGCCUCGUCCCUCCCAGGUCUCCUUGAAGCCCACAGAAGAGGCACACAAGAAGGAGAGGAAGCCCCAGAAGCCGGGCAAGUACAUCUGCCAGUACUGCAGCCGGCCCUGUGCCAAGCCCAGCGUGCUCCAGAAGCACAUUCGUUCACACACGGGGGAGAGGCCCUACCCCUGUGGCCCCUGUGGUUUCUCCUUCAAGACCAAGAGUAAUCUCUACAAGCACAGGAAGUCCCAUGCCCACCGCAUCAAAGCAGGCCUGGCCUCAGGCAUGGGCGGCGAGAUGUACCCGCCAGGGCUGGAGAUGGAGCGGAUCCCUGGGGAAGAGUUUGAGGAGCCCACCGAGGGAGAAAGCACAGAUUCCGAAGAGGAGACUAGUGCCACCUCCAGUCACCCUGCAGAGCUCUCCCCGAGACCCAAGCAGCCCCUUCUCUCCAGCGGGCUGUACAGCUCUGGGAGCCACAGUUCCAGCCACGAGCGCUGCUCCUUGUCCCAGUCCAGCACAGCCCAGUCACUCGAGGACCCCCCUCCGUUUGUGGAACCCUCAUCUGAGCACCCCCUGAGCCAUAAACCCGAAGACACCCACACAAUUAAGCAGAAGCUGGCCCUCCGCUUAAGCGAGAGGAAGAAGGUGAUCGAUGAGCAGGCAUUUCUGAGCCCAGGCAGCAAAGGGAGUACUGAGUCUGGGUAUUUCUCCCGCUCCGAGAGUGCAGAGCAGCAGGUCAGCCCCCCAAACACCAACGCCAAGUCCUACGCGGAGAUCAUCUUCGGCAAGUGUGGGCGCAUAGGGCAGCGGACCGCCAUGCUGACAGCCACCUCCACCCAGCCCCUCCUGCCCCUGUCCACCGAAGACAAGCCCAGCCUGGUGCCUUUGUCGGUACCCCGGACGCAGGUGAUCGAGCACAUCACGAAGCUCAUCACCAUCAACGAGGCCGUGGUGGACACCAGCGAGAUUGACAGCGUGAAGCCGAGGCGGAGCUCGCUGUCCAGGCGCAGCAGCAUGGAGUCCCCGAAAUCCAGCCUCUACCGGGAACCCCUGUCAUCCCACAGCGAGAAAACCAAGCCUGAACAAUCACUGCUGAGCCUCCAGCACCCGCCCAGUACCGCCCCCCCUGUGCCUCUCCUGAGAAGUCACUCAAUGCCUUCUGCCGCCUGCACUAUCAGCACCCCUCACCACCCCUUCCGAGGUAGCUACUCCUUCGACGACCAUAUCACCGACUCCGAAGCCCUGAGCCGCAGCAGUCACGUGUUUACCUCCCACCCCCGGAUGCUGAAGCGCCAGCCGGCCAUCGAAUUACCUUUGGGAGGGGAGUACAGUUCCGAGGAGCCUGGACCAAGCAGCAAAGACACAGCCUCCAAGCCCUCGGAGGAGCUUGAACCCAAGGAAAGCGAACUGACCAAAAAGACCAAGAAGGGUUUGAAAACAAAAGGGGUGAUCUAUGAAUGUAACAUAUGUGGUGCUCGGUAUAAGAAAAGGGAUAACUACGAAGCUCACAAAAAAUACUACUGCUCAGAGCUUCAGAUCGCAAAGCCCAUCUCUGCAGCCACCCACAUAUCUCCAGAAGCUGAAAAGAGUCAGACUGAGCAUGAGCCAUGGUCCCAGAUGAUGCAUUACAAACUGGGGACCACUCUGGAACUCACUCCACUGCGGAAGAGGAGGAAAGAGAAGAGCCUUGGGGAUGAGGAAGAGCCACCUGCCUUCGAGUCCACAAGAAGUCAGUUUGGCAGCCCCGGGCCGUCCGAUGCUACUCGGAACCUUCCCCUGGAGUCCACCAAGUCACCAGCAGAACCAAGUAAAUCAGUGCCCUCCUUGGAGGGACCCAUGGGCUUCCAGCCAAGGACUCCCAAGCCAGGGCCCGGUUCAGAAUCAGGGAAGGAGAGGAGAACAACGUCCAAAGAAAUUUCUGUCAUCCAGCACACCAGCUCCUUUGAGAAAUCGGACUCUCUCGAGCAGCCGAGUGGCUUGGAAGGGGAAGACAAACCUCUGGCCCAGUUCCCUUCGCCCCCGCCUGCCCCACAUGGACGCUCGGCUCACUCUCUGCAGCCCAAGUUGGUCCGCCAGCCCAAUAUUCAGGUUCCUGAGAUCCUGGUAACCGAGGAGCCCGACAGGCCGGACACAGAGCCAGAGCCACCUCCUAAGGAACCUGAGAAGACUGAGGAGUUCCAGUGGCCCCAGCGCAGCCAGACACUUGCCCAGCUCCCGGCUGAGAAGUUGCCACCCAAAAAGAAGAGGCUGCGCCUGGCUGAGAUGGCCCAGUCGUCAGGGGAGUCCAGCUUUGAGUCCUCUGUGCCUCUGUCUCGCAGCCCGAGCCAGGAAAGCAGCGUCUCUCUAAGCGGGUCCAGCCGCUCAGCCUCAUUUGAGAGGGAUGACCAUGGGAAAGCCGAGGCCCCCGGUCCCUCGUCUGACAUGCGCUCCAAACCCCUGGGCACCCACAUGUUGACUGUCCCCAGCCACCACCCGCAUGCCCGAGAGAUGCGGAGGUCAGCCUCAGAGCAGAGCCCCAAUGUUUCCCAUUCUGCCCACAUGACCGAGACACGCAGCAAAUCCUUCGACUAUGGCAGCUUGUCCUUGACGGGCACUUCUGCUCCAGCCCCAGUGGCUCCACCUGCACGGGUGGCCCCGCCAGAGAGGAGAAAAUGCUUCUUGGUGAGACAGGCCUCUCUGAGCAGGCCUCCAGAAUCUGAGCUGGAGGCUGCUCCCAAGGGAAGACAGGAGAGUGAAGAACCACAGCCCUCAUCCAGUAAACCCUCGACCAAAAGCUCCUUGUCCCAGAUUUCCCCCACAGCCACCUCGCAUGGUGGGCCCCCAGGAAGCAAGGGCCCAGGGCAGGACAGACCUCCACUGGGGCCCACUGUGCCCUACACAGAAGCACUGCAGGUGUUCCACCACCCGGUGGCCCAGACGCCCCUGCAUGAGAAGCCGUACCUGCCGCCACCCGUCUCCCUUUUCUCCUUCCAGCACCUCUUGCAGCAUGAGCCAGGACAGUCUCCAGAAUUCUUCUCCACCCAGGCCAUGUCCAGCCUCCUUUCCUCACCAUACUCCAUGCCCCCACUUCCUCCCUCCUUAUUUCAAGCCCCACCGCUUCCUCUCCAGCCUACUGUUCUGCACCCAGGCCAACUCCAUCUCCCCCAGCACAUGCCUCACCCAGCCAACAUCCCCUUCCGGCAGCCCCCUUCCUUCCUCCCCAUGCCAUACCCGUCCUCCUCAGCACUCUCUUCUGGGUUUUUCCUGCCUCUGCAAUCCCAGUUUGCACUUCAGCUCCCCAGUGAUGUGGAAAGCCAUCUGCCCCAGAUCAAAACCAGCCUGGCCCCACUGACUACAGGAAGUGCUGGCCUCUCCCCCAGCACAGAGUACAGCAGUGACAUCCGGCUACCCCCUGUGGCUCCCUCAGCCAGCUCCUCAGCACCUACGUCAGCCCCUCCACUGGCCCUGCCUGCCUGUCCAGACACCAUGGUGUCCCUUGUUGUGCCCGUCCGUGUUCAGACCAACAUGCCGUCCUAUGGGAGCGCGAUGUACACCACCCUUUCCCAGAUCUUGGUCACCCAGUCCCAAGGCAGCUCAGCAACUGUGGCACUUCCCAAGUUUGAGGAACCCCCAUCCAAAGGGACAACUGUGUGUGGUGCAGAUGUGCAUGAGGUUGGGCCUGGACCUUCUGGACCAAGUGAAGAGCAAGGCAGAGCUUUCCUGACUCCAUACCUGAGAGUGCCUGUGACAUUACCUGAAAGAAAAGGCACUUCCCUGUCGUCAGAGAGUGUCUUGAGCCCAGAGGGGAGUUCAUCGACAGCAGGGGGAAGCAAACGUGUCCUUUCACCAGCUGGCAGCCUUGAACUUGCCAUGGAAACCCAGCAGCAAAAAAGAGUGAAGGAGGAGGAGGCUUCCAAGGCAGAUGAAAAACUUGAGCUGGUAAAACCAUGCAGUGUGGUGCUUACCAGCACCGAGGAUGGGAAGAGACCAGAGAAAUCCCACUUAGGCAACCAGGGCCAGGGCAGGAGGGAGCUAGAAAUGCUGUCCAGCCUGUCCUCGGAUCCAUCUGACCCAAAGGAAAUUCCUCCCCUCCCUCACCCUACAUUGCCCCAUGGGACAGCCCCAGGCUCAGAAGCUUUGAAGGAAUAUGCCCAGCCAUCUGGCAAACCUCACCGAAGAGGGUUGCCUCCACUGAGUGUGAAGAAAGAAGAUUCCAAGGAACAACCUGACCUCCCCUCCCUGGCACCUCCCAGCUCUCUGCCUCUGUCAGAAACAGCCUCCAGACCAGCCAAGUCACAAGAAGGUACGGACUCAAAGAAGGUACUGCAGUUCCCCAGCCUCCACACAACCACUAAUGUCAGUUGGUGCUAUUUAAACUACAUUAAGCCAAAUCACAUCCAGCAUGCAGAUAGGAGGUCCUCUGUUUACGCUGGUUGGUGCAUAAGUUUGUACAACCCCAACCUUCCGGGGGUUUCCACUAAGGCUGCUUUGUCCCUCCUGAGGUCUAAGCAGAAAGUGAGCAAAGAGACAUACACCAUGGCCACAGCUCCGCAUCCUGAGGCAGGAAGGCUUGUGCCAUCCAGCUCCCACAAGCCCCGCAUGACAGAGGUUCACCUCCCUUCGCUGGUUUCCCCGGAAGGCCAGAAAGAUCUAGCUAGAGUGGAGAAGGAAGAAGAGAGGAGAGGGGAGCCAGAAGAGGAUGCUCCUGCCUCCCAGAGAGGGGAGCCGGCGAGGAUCAAAAUCUUCGAAGGAGGGUACAAAUCAAACGAAGAGUAUGUAUAUGUGCGAGGCCGCGGCCGAGGGAAAUAUGUUUGUGAGGAGUGUGGAAUUCGCUGCAAGAAGCCCAGCAUGCUGAAGAAACACAUCCGCACCCACACUGACGUCCGGCCCUAUGUGUGCAAGCACUGUCACUUUGCUUUUAAAACCAAAGGGAAUCUGACUAAGCACAUGAAGUCGAAGGCCCACAGCAAAAAGUGCCAAGAGACAGGGGUGCUGGAGGAGCUGGAAGCCGAAGAAGGAACCAGUGACGAUGUGUUCCAGGACUCGGAAGGGCGAGAGGGCUCAGAGGCUGUGGAGGAGCAUCAGUUUUCAGACCUGGAGGACUCGGACUCAGACUCAGACCUGGACGAAGACGAGGAUGAGGAUGAGGACGACAGCCAGGAGGAGCUGUCCAGACCAUCCUCAGAGGCGCCCCCGCCUGGCCAGCCACACGCACUGCAGGCAGACUCCUCACCCAUCUUGGGCCCUCAGCCCCCAGAUGCCCCCGCCUCUGGCACCGAGGCUACGCCAGGCAGCUCAGUCUUGGAAGCUGAGCGCCUGACAGCCAGCAGCUGCUCCACGUCCAGCCAGAGCAUCCUGUGCCUCCCCCGGCUGGGACCAGCCACUCUGGGCCCUGUGGAGAAAGACACAGGCUCAGCCCUGAGCUCCAAGCCUGUGUCCCCAAGAAGACCGUGGUCCCCAAGCAAAGAUGCAGGCCACCCACCACUAGCCCGCAAACACUCACUAACCAAAAACGACUCGUCUCCCCAGCGAUGCUCCCCGGCCCGAGAACCACAGGCCUCAGCCCCGAGCCCGCCUGGCCUGCACAUGGACCCAGGAAGGGGCCUGGGCCCGCUCCCUUGUGGAUCUCCAAGACUUGAGCUGUCUCCUCUCACCCCCCACCCCCUGGGAAGAGAACUGCCCCUUGGAGCACAUGUGCUCCCCAAACUCGAGGGUACCACCAACCCAGGCUUCCCCAGACACUCGCCCACCCGGAGAUGGUCUCCAGGUCAGGCCGAGUCACCACCACGGUCAGCGCUGCCAGGGAAGUGGGCCUUGGCUGGGCCGGGCAGCCCUUCCACGGGCGAGCAUGGCUCAGGCUUGGGGCUGGCCCCACGGGUUCUCUGCCCGCCCGCACCUCUACCUCACAAGCUCCUCACCAGAAGCCCAGAGACCUGCGCCUCCCCGUGGCAGAAGGCUGCGUCCCGAAGUCCCUCCUGCUCACCCGGCCCUGCUCAUCCUCUCUCCUCCCGACCCUUCUCCGCCCCCCAUGACUUCCACGGCCACGCCCCGGCCCGGACAGAGGAGAACAUCUUCAGCCACCUGCCUCUGCACUCCCAGCACUUGACCCGCGCCCCGUGUCCCUUGAUUCCCAUCGGUGGGAUCCAGAUGGUGCAGGCCCGGCCAGGAGCCCACCCCACCCUGCUGCCAGGGCCCACCACGGCCUGGGUCAGUGGCUUCUCUGGGGGUGGCAGUGACCUGACAGGGGCCCGGGAGGCCCAGGAGCGAGGCCGCUGGAGUCCCACCGAGAGCUCGUCAGCCUCCGUGUCACCUGUGGCUAAGGUCUCCAAAUUCACACUCUCCUCGGAGCUGGAGGGCAGGGACUACCCCAAGGAGAGGGAGAGGACCGGCGGAGGCCCGGGCAGGCCUCCUGACUGGACGCCCCGAGGGGCCGAGGCAGCCGCAGAGCCCACACCCACGCACAGCCCUUGCACCCCUCCUGAAACCUUGCCCCGGCCGCCCCAGGGCCGCUGGGCAGUGCAGUCCUGGAGCCCCCGCUUGGAGUCCCCACAUGCACCGGCCAACCUCGAGGCCUCUGCCACCCCACCACUGGACCGCAGCAGUUCCGUGGGCUGCCUGGCGGAGGCCUCUGCCCGCUUCCCAGCCCGGAGGAGGAACCUCUCUGGGGAACCCAGGACCAGGCAGGACUCCCCUGAGCCCUCAGGAAGUGGGGAGCCCAGGGCACCUCCACAUCAGCCUGAGGACAGGGGCCCCCCCAACGCUUAGCCUCUCUCCUGCCGCUUCAGCCUCUGACUUCCAGUGUGCAGACACUUCCAGCCACGUUCCUCCGGUCACCCACUCCCUCAGCCCCGCCUAGCUCUCCGUCCAGGAGCUCUCACGGCCCCGUCUGCUGUACCUUCUCAUGUAUGCAGUUACCUGUGCCUUUUUCUACACCUUUUGUUGCUUGAAAAGAAACAAAACAAAUCACAUACAUACAUUUUUUUUUAAAAAACACCCACGAGGAGUCUGAGGCUGUGAAUAGUUUAUGCUUUUGGGAAAAGGCUGAGGGUGGAAGUUCCUGGCCCUGCCCCCCACGGUUGGCAGCCACCCACCCCAGAGGCUGGCAGAGGGGAAGGGGUGUACUGAGGGGCAGAGAAAAAGGCAACUUUAAACAACAUGGAAUUAAAUGUAAAAGGAAGCACUCCUGUGUACAGAUGCUGGCAAGGCUCCUGGUUAUUGCCACUUUACCCCUGCCCAGCUUGUGGCCACCCCUUUCUGCCAGCAGAAAGACCAGUGUCCCCAGGCAGGGGGGUGCAGACACAGGCGGAUGACCCCACCCAGGCCCCAGCAGGCAGGCCCAGAAAAAAUAAUCUUUUUCUUUUUCUUUUUCUUUCUUUUGCAAGAAAAUAAAAUGUUACUUUUCCUAGGAUUUCAACACAAAAUAAUAGGAGCAGGUAGAAGGAGGAGGGUUGGCUCCCCAAGGGGUCCUGGACAUUCUGGAAGUCUGAGUCCUAGGCCCAUCCUGGCACUCCACAGGUGGGUGGGCCACCCCACCCACGCAUCCCCACUCCCGACACUCCCUUCUGCUCCCCACCCCGGUCCCCUGGGCUGGGGAAGGAGUCCUGACUGUCCGUCCCUGGCUCUGGAGCCCCUGACUGAGGCCUCACUCUCCUGUUGCUUCCUCUGUUCUAAAACUACCCACAAAGGCGGAAGUGGCAGGCCCCAAGCCCUAAGGGCUGCUCCUGAGGCUGGGUUUUGGGUUUUGUUUCACCUCAGUCCCUGGGGUACAAGGGACCCUGUUCCCCUCAGGGCUGGGUUUUUCCAGUGCUCCACAGCAGACGUUUGCAGGGAACUGUUUCCUCUGCCCCUGCCCUACAAUGUCCCUGUCUCCACCACCUGAAGGAAAUACCCAGAACUGUGACUGCUGGGCACGGCCUGGGCCUGUUGGUCGUCUUACGCCUCUUUUUGAAAAAGAGAGAGGGUAUGGUGUUGGAUAGUUUGCCCAGCCACCUCAUUCUCUUGGCCUAGAGGAUUUUUGCAUUGUCCUAAGUCAUUGGAAUUCUUCUCUGAAGCAAUCAGGGCAAGCCAGUGCCUCUUCCUCAUCCCAGUCUCUACCUUCAGAAAGCUGCCCUGCAUUUCCUGGGGCAAAACUCUGCUUUGUAAGAAAAAUAAUAGGACCAGAGCUUUAAAUCCCAAAUUGAACUAUAGAGCCUGAGCUCUAGCAAGUUUGCCCCAACGGGGAGAGGCGAGUUCUCCCAGUCUUCCAAAAGUGAUUGUCUUCACUUUCUACAAGGGAGGACAGCACAGGGACAGCUGUCAUGGCCCACGCAGGCUGGGUUUGAUGCCACCCUAUACAGAGCAGGGACCUCUCUGGCCAACCUGCAGUCCUCAGCCAGGCUGUGUGAAUCCCGGGGCUCUUGAGCUGUUGAAGCUAUUUGGGUCCAGGACACAGUAGGUGGGGAGGGUUGAGACCCUGCUGUGAACUCCUUGUGCUGGCUAUACUUGCCUCUUCCAGUUCGUGGCCUUUCCCUGCUUGGUCCCUACUCGACAGACGAACCAGCCACCGUCCAGCCUGCAGCCAGAACACCUUCAUUCUCCUUUGCCUCACUCAGCGCUAAGACGAAAGUGAGACAAAAGGCAGGGCCUCCCUGGGGGGCCACUGUGCUCCAGGGUUCUGGGGAGUCGGGGUUAGCCAGUAGCUCCUGGUGACUUCACUCAGAGACCAGGGCUCUCAUCCUCCCCAAGAGAAGCAGCAAGCCCAGCCUGGACCACACUGUCCAUUCUGCUGUCCUGGCCUAGCAGAAAGUGACUCUUCCUCCGAGUCCUGGGAGGCCAGGGCUUUCUCCACCCCUGCCUUUCCGCCCUAACCCACGGGACCGCCCACGGAUUGGAGGCUUCAAGGGCUGAGGUCUGGGAGGUGCAUAAAGGGCAUUGCUUCGGCCCAGGUUAGAAAUCUUUUUGGCCAAGCUCUUCCUGCCCCAGACCUACACAAAGCAGCAGACUGGGGGCUCUGGUGGACUAGCCCCUGCCCUUGGUGGGGGGGCCCACACCACUUCACCCCACCCUGCCUUCCAGCUCUCCUGGGCAUUUUUCUUCCUGUACUCAAACAGCCCACCCACCCAAGGGUUCUUCCAUGGGCUGCCUAGCAAUGAACAGUGCAGCCGGCAGGCCAGAGUCCUGGCGUCACCGGGCUUAGGCAGAGAAGCCACAGGGGCCAGAGUCACUGGAGACGAUUUCUAAAUGAUGGGGGGAAAUGCACCAAUAGAAUCUCACCAAAGGGCUGCCUCCAUAUUGAUGCUGUGCCCAGAGGGACAGCACCAAUGCCACCAGCCUGGGCAUAUGUCACUGGGCACAGCUCUUAACCCCCUCUUCUGGACUCUAGUCCCACUCCUCUGUGCACGGAGCCCCCAGCCCACAGGUGCACCUUCAUGGUUUGGAGAAGACGCUGGCCCCAUGCACACCCACCCCUGGGCCUUCUUCCCUGCUCCCAGUCACUUCCGAGCUUCCCGUGUGCCUGUGAUGUCACCGCACCUGUUGAGGGAAGCGUCAGAGGAAGCAGUGGCCGACUUGGCACAGAUGCCUGCUGCGGGCUCUGUUGAAAUGCUCCAGGUGGCCAUUCCUUGGUACUAGCCUGGUCCUUGAGUGUGGGCAGUGGGGGAGGAACCAGCUAGUCGAGGUUUUAGAGCCAAACCUCGCCUUUGGCUGGUGAGUCCUUGCCCCCCAGGCCUGCACUCCAUGAUGCCCUUCACCCUUGGCAAUCUCAGGACCAUUCUGUGUAGUGACCCCACUCCUCUCUGAGGACACACCUGCCCCUCCCGCCCGCACCUGUGGCUCUCACUCUGGCCUCAACCCCUGCGAGCCCCAGGAGCCUGACAGCAGCCAGCUGCCUGCACUGUCACCUCCAACUUCCAGACCCAGAAGUCCCUCUGCUUCCCUCUGUUGGAAAAAGCCUAAAAGAAUUAGCUUCCAGAUUCCUCUAGCCCCUGCUCCAUUCCCACCCAGUCCUGCUGAAGAGGAAUGAGCAGCACAUCUGCGCUGGAUUUCUCUCUAGUCCUUUCUCCAGACAAAUCCUUCUUAAAGCAAAAGUCCUGGCUGAGCACCUGUCCUAAGGGACCAAGCUGCCGUGUGACCAGGGGAAGGACAUUCCCAAAAGGCUGGUCCACCAAUUCUGCUUCUGUGUUGUGAAUCCAGUCUGCUUUCCAUUAGAAAACCGCUUCGGCACUUACGAUCACUUUACUAAAUCUAGUAUUUAAAAAAAAGAAAGAAAAAAGAAUCAUGCAGGCAAAUGUAAAUUACAAUGCUCUCUGUAAGAUCAAUAUUUGCCUUUUUUUCUAAAAGGUGUAUGUAUUCUGUAUGUGAAAUUGUCUGUAGAGAGUUUCUAUGUUCUUAAAUGGCAAUACAUUCCAAAAAUUGUACUGUAGAUAUGUACAGCAGCCGCACUGGGACGGGGUGGUUUUGCCUGUAAUUUUAUUUAAACUCCGGUUUCCACACUUGCAUCUUGCAAUGUUGGUAUGGUAUAUAUCAGUGCAAAAGAAAAAAAAACAAAAACAAAAACAAAAACAAAAAAAAUCUACGCAGGUCUAAAGCACAGAGUCUGACGUACAAAAGGAAAAAUGCUCAGUAUUGAUGUGUGUGACCUUUGUUGUAAAUUACAUCUGUACUGUGAAUGAGAAGUUUUUACAAAUAUAAUAAUUGCCUUUAUUACAGCUCUGGCUGAGUGUUCAGCCUGAGGAUAUUUUUUAAAAAAAAAUAGCAUGUUGGAAUAAAUUUGAAAAUCCCAACAUA